AAAAUGAACAACCUGCGAGCAUUCAAACCUCUACCCUUUGAUAAACCUCACAUUAAACCCCAAACUCAUCAGAAAACCCAAAAAAUCCCUAAUUUCGCCAACCCCAGUCCAAAAAAUACCUAACCGCACCAGCCCAACCUCAAAAGAACAGUUUCCUUAUCUUCCACAAAACCAAACAAAAGAAGCUUUCAAACUCAUCAAGGAAAAGGAAAUAAAACCCAAAAAUGAACAGAAAACCUUUAAUUCUAUCGAUAUGAGGACCCGUAACCAGUUCCGAAAUACAUAUGUUAAUCAAAAUCAGACUUUUACACGAGUAAAGAAUACUUCGAUUCCCAGGCCAGAGCGCAUAAAUCAGAGCGAUAAGUUCCUUAACGCUCGAAUGUCUGCCAAGUACACUCAGAACAAAAGAAUUUUCCGUAGCCCUGGAGCCCCCGCUAGGAAUGAAUUUAUUCAAAAUACAUCAAUUAAGGAAGAAAAAUCUAACCAGAAGUCUUCAUUCUGAAGAGACAGGAAUCUCAUGAAUGGAUUUUUCAGUCCAAAGCCGAAAUAUCAAAGUAUUUUCUUUGUGGACCUCAAGAAGAAGUCUCAAGAGAAGGGAAGAAGGAAGUUCAAAUUGAGAAAGAAGGACUCCUCUUGAGUGCUGACAAAGUCAUCUCUAAGUGACUCAAAUGAUAGCAUGGUUAUGGGGAAAAGAGAGAAGAAGAAAUCAACAUUCAGCAAGUUUGUCAACUGACCCAGGAUGAAUACUCAAAGGAUAAGUAAAUUAGUUCAGAGACAGCACAACUCAAGGAACAGGAAUGCUUCCAUGAGCUCGUAUAAUCCUAUUGAAUCAGAUAGAAUGCUAUCACCAAUCGCGCAGAAGGAAGAGCAUUUUUCACCAUCAAGGAACAUAAUCCCUCUGAAUAUUUCAGAUCAGAUGACCAUUACUCAUAAGAUCCGCCAACUCAACAUGAGGAAGAAGAUCAAGCAUCCAGAGGGAGACACUAAGGUAGACCAACUUCUUCGAACAAUGGUCCUUGAGAAUGAGCACAAGGAAGAAAUCGAAUCGAAAAAGAGGCUCAGUAAGAUACAGCUCAUGGCGCUUAUCAAGAAACGCAAAAACUCUAUUGUCAAGAAGUACCUCGGCAUUGAUUAGAUUUCACAUUGAUUCAAAGAAUUCUAUGGACUUUUGAAUGGAAAUUGAGGUGCUUUUUGGAGAUUUAAAGCAAACAAAUGCAAAAGUAAGAUGGGUCAUUGUAUUAGAGCUCCAUGUUGAAUAUUUGGAUUUUAACACAAAAAGCUCUAAUCCAGAGUUCUUUAUUUUAAUUCAAAGAUCUCUACAUCCCAUAUUUACUCUGCAAACUAACUGAGUCCUCAUUCCUUCCAUAAAGACACCAAGAAUUUUCCUCUGGAACUAAUCAUUGAUAAAAAUUUCCAAAAUUUCCAUCCCAUCUUGCCAAAGACUAUCCUAAAUCAUC
This is a messenger RNA of Moneuplotes crassus, 1457 nucleotides long. The record is from the annotation of a GenBank genome assembly. NCBI's taxonomy places the organism in Eukaryota, Ciliophora, Spirotrichea, Euplotida, Euplotidae.